This is a messenger RNA of Recurvomyces mirabilis, 1356 nucleotides long. RefSeq lists its product as uncharacterized. The record is from RefSeq and is a predicted model, not a curated record. Lineage: Eukaryota; Fungi; Ascomycota; Dothideomycetes; Mycosphaerellales; Teratosphaeriaceae. The transcript has a single exon. The coding region runs from base 1 to 1356 and encodes 451 amino acids.
AUGGCGACCAACAAUGAGCAACAUGGCUGGACAGUCGUGACUCGGCGGACAAAGAAGAAUCGAACAUCAAGUCCGUUGACGGCACCACCUAUCGCCGUACCCCAGGUCUUCAUAUCGCCCACCACUCACGACACGUCCGGCGGCACACCCACUCAGCUCAAUGCAUCGCCACCUCGAAUCCCGAUCAAGAGAUACAGCAACUACGAGCAAGGCAUCCUGCGAGACGCCAAAGCCGCAGUCGCGCACUUCAACAAUGGCAGCUUCGAUACCUAUGUUGAUCCGUUCAACGUGGCGAAGCUGUCGAGUCCAGAGGCUGCCGUGCUAAGUACCAAGCCGAACGCGCGCGUACUCGAUAUCGCUCGGGACGGCCAGUACAUCCAAGUACUCGUCCGCAUGGUGCCAUCAGAACCCGAAGGUGGCAAGUGCGAGCUCAGAGCCGUGAGCAGCAGAGGUGAUGAUGACUUGCUUUUCUCGUCGUGGCUCAGCGCCUCGGCUCCCAGUUCGCCGAUGGCGUGCUUGCCCUCCACCUUCCUCGACGUUGUUGGCGCGGAAGGGUACGAGAUACAGUACAAAUGGUGGUGUGCACGUGACUCGACGUUCGACCUGGCUUCUCUGCCUGAGGAAAUCCAGGAUCAUUUACUGCUGCACGUGGUUGGCGAGGUGCAUCAAAUUUAUGACCACUGGGAAGCCAAAGCAGGAUACGCAAUUGCAGAACAGCAUCAGUCCGCAAUCGAUGUCUUCAGGGAUCGGUGUGCUCUUACCGGGAGUGCAGGCUUCAACAACUCCCUUCUCUGCCUGGACAAGGCUACCCGGCGCAAGGUGAAGCACCUCUUACAACAUAGAGUGUUGAAGCGCCUAUGUGGUUUCCGAUUUGGUUCGCUGUAUGAUGGAUCGAUGUUCACCCUAGGCGGAGGCCUUCGCUUCUUGAACAAGCUCCAGCUAACAAUGAACAACUUCGAAUACCUGGACUUCUUCGGGACCAAUAUCGGUGACUCGUCCAGACGCAUGUAUUACCGGUACGGGCCUAUCGCCCCAGCCGCCAUCCUUUUGGACAUCUCCGGCCUUGAGUACCUCGAGCUGUGGUUUGAGGCGACGCUGCACGGCGAGCUGUGUAAUCCAUGGCAAGUAUGUGUCGCCGACGCUACCCGUGGACCUAAACUUGAUGAGAGAAUCGAGCCACCCCCCUUUCCAUGCCGCAAGGCCACCAUUGACAUGAUCCUCAGCUUCGGAUAUCAGCAUAUCAAGAGCAUUCCAUCAGUCCGCUUGACGGGCUACAUCAAGGACUCGACAAAAGAUCGGUGGUCCCAAAACCUUCAGCUCCCCCAAUCGGGAUCAUUAUGCGCAGCGCGUAGCUGA